AUGGUUCUUUGUUAUAAGAGCCAACUUUCCAAUGUGGGAAAGGAAAAUUACAAACUGACAAAGAGAUUUCAAGUUAAUAAAACUGAAGGAAGUAUUGCUGACCAUUUUUGCCAAAUAUGUGUUUAUAAAGGAAUUUGUAGCGCAGAUGAUGGUGAUUUGAGAGGAGUUAUUAUAUUCUUUGAUAAAAGUACAAAAGCUGUAGAUGUGUAUUCUAGUAUUUCUGAAGAGUAA
Messenger RNA from Meloidogyne enterolobii, 231 nucleotides. The record is from the annotation of a GenBank genome assembly. Lineage: Eukaryota; Metazoa; Nematoda; Chromadorea; Rhabditida; Meloidogynidae.